This is a messenger RNA of Closterium sp. NIES-65, 1635 nucleotides long. The record is from the annotation of a GenBank genome assembly. Lineage: Eukaryota; Viridiplantae; Streptophyta; Zygnematophyceae; Desmidiales; Closteriaceae.
AUGUGUCCCACGCAGUGUCAUUCAUUCACCUUGCGCCUUACAUUGUCAAGAGAGCCAUCUCUCUUGGCAAAGAUGGCACCAGCCAUCUCUCUUGACAAAAUCCACCUUGCCUUGCACCCACCACCAGCUGAUCAACCCACCGUGCAGGUGCACCUUUCACCUACCGCGGCACUGCCUCACACCCACUGCCUCACACCCACUGCCUCACACCCACUGCCUCACACCCACUGCCUCACACCCACUGCCUCACACCCACUGCCUCACACCCACUGCCUCACACCCACUGCCUCACACCCACUGCCUCACACCCACUGCCUCACACCCACUGCCUCACACCCACUGCCUCACACCACUGCCUCACACCACUGCCUCACACCCACUGCCUCACACCCACUGCCUCACACCCACUGCCUCACACCCACUGCCUCACACCCACUGCCUCACACCCACUGCCUCACACCCCACUGCCUCACACCCACUGCCUCACACCACUGCCCCACACCCACUGCCUCACACCCACUGCUCACACCCACUGCCUCACACCCACUGCCUCACACCCACUGCCUCCACCCCCACUGCCUCACACCCACUGCCUCACCACCACUGCCUCCCCCAAACCCCCACCCCGCCUCACACCCCCACUGCCCUACACACCACUGCCUCACACCACUGCCUUCACACCCACUGCCUCACACCCACUGCCUCACACCCACUGCUCACACCCACUGCCUCACACCCACUGCCUCCACACCCACUGCCUCACACCCCACUGCCUCACACCCACUGCCUCACACCCACUGCCUCACACCCACUGCCUCACACCCACUGCCUCACACCACGCCUCACACCCACUGCCUCACACCCACUGCCUCACACCCACUGCUCACACCACUGCCUCACACCCCAUCGCCUCACACCCACGCCCACACCCACUGCCUCACACCCACGCCUCACACCCACUGCCUCACACCCACUGCCUCACACCCAACUGCCUCACACCCACUGCCUCACACCCACUGCCUCACACCCACUGCCUCACACCCACUGCCUCACACCCACUGCCUCACACCCACUGCCUCACACCCACUGCCUCACACCCACUGCCUCACACCCACUGCCUCACACCCACUGCCUCACACCCACUGCCUCACACCCACUGCCCCACAACCACUGCCUCACACCCACUGCCUCACACCUACUGCCCCACACCCACUGCCUCCCACCCACUGCCUCACACCCACUGCCUCACACCCACUGCCUCACACCCACUGCCUCACACCCACUGCCUCACACCCACUGCCUCACACCCACUGCCUCGCUCCCCAUGCUUUGCACGCACCGAGCGCCUCAAAGCCCUCUCCCCUGCCCACCCCUCCUCUCCCCCCUUCUCCCCUGCUCCGCUCCUUCUAUUCUUGCUCUCCUUGCCUCAUGCCACAUUACAAGCCACCUCACACCCACCGCCUUGCACGCACCGAGUGGCUGACUGCUGGGUUGCCUUGCCAUGCCACAACACCAUCUCUGCCAACUCACACGGCAAUACCCUCCCCCUGUCCCGCCUCCCCUUUCCCCGUUCUCCGCCACUCCUACGCUUUUUUGUUUGCGUCCUCCUUUCCUCCUGCUACCUCUUUCUCCUGA